GAAUAUGCUGUUCUCAUGUAUGAUGCAUUCGGAAAGAUGGGCAGCAAUGUCGAAGGAGGAAAUGCCAACCAGCCUGGCCUGUCGUCGGAGUGUCUCUCUGCACACGGUCCCGCCUUCUCUGGACAGUACUGCCAAGUGUUCCUUAGGCAGGGAACAGUCCAGUACUUUGUGGGUAUUUGUGUUCCUGACUCCUGUGGAGAAGACGAUGUGCAAAUGCUGGUGCUGUACGGGAGACUUCAGUUUGGUCAGAUGUCCCUCAUUCCUCCUUUACCUCCCAUCCUGGUCAAUCAGUCCACUCAGGAAAUGAUCAUGACCCACUGUUUGCCCAAAACCAUUGUCCCUGAUGCAUCAGAUGUCACCUGUCUGUUUGUGUGUUGUUUAAUGGUAGCAAUUCCUCUUGCGGCUACCCUGUUUACAGCUAUAAUAAGAUGGCGACGAAGCAAAGAGGUCAGUCCCACAACAGAGUCUUCCUGUCUAACCUCUGGCCUCAACCUUUAUGGGACCCUGAAGACCAAUCGCUCCUCCAGUAGCAAUAAUAAUAGUAGCACCUCAGAAGACGUUAGUAACAGCACCAGGCAGACUCCAAUGUGUUUUCCUCGGAGCUGUGUGUACCGGUUCCUUCAGGCGUUCUCUCUACAGACCACCAGUCAGGGUGUGUUUAGCACCUCCUCGUCCAUCCCAGGAGGAGGCUACUCCUCCCUGAAUGGCAUCCGUGUACUCAGCCUGUUAUGGAUCACAUGUGGACACUCUGCACAGUUCCCCGUAAUAACCAACCUGGAUAACUACAAAGACUGGAAAAAAACAGUUGAAAGCAACCCCUUGCAUGUGCUUACCAUCAGUGGGCCUGUUUUUUUGGCUGUGGAUACCUUUUUACUGCUAGGGGGUCUGCUUAGUGCAAGGUCUCUGCUGGGCUCCAUCGACAGGGCUGAAGACAAACUGAGCCCCAGUUUGGUGGGCAACUACCUCUUCAGGAGGAUUAAAAGGGUUCAACCACUGCAUAUGUUUAUUAUGUGUCUAACCAUUGGCCUCAUGUCGCUGCUCCAGGGUGGACCCUGGUUCCAAUUUCUAGAUACACAGAUGGAUUGUAAGACGUACUGGUGGGCUAACGUACUGUUGAUUAGCAAUCUCCUCCCAGUCCAUGAGAUAUGUAUUCCUUGGACAUGGUACCUGUCUCUGGACUUCCAGUGUUAUGCCACCACUCCUCUGUUGGUCUAUUUUUACAGACUAAACAGAGGUGUGUUUGCGGUCAUCGUUGGAGGCCUUCUGCUGUUGACCACUGCGGCCGGUGCUAUUAUAACUGCACUCAUGCACCUGCCAGUCUUUCAGCCGUCUACACUGACAUCUGAUAAUUAUGCCUUGCAUUACUAUGUGAAACCAUACACCAGAUAUGGGCCGUUUUUAAUAGGGAUCUUGACUGGAAUAUAUUUGAAAACAAAGAAGGAUCAGCUGGUAAAGAAAAAGUGGCAGGCAGCACUUGGCUGGUUCUGCUGUCUGUUAUUCUUGGCUGUGUUGGUUGCAUUGGCCUACGUCCUCAAGGAGACCCCAGCCUAUCCAUCUGUGGCACAUGCCCUCUACCAGGCACUGCACAGGCCGCUCUGGACUCUGGCUGUGACCUGGAUCAUACUGGCCUGUGAGGAAGGUUACGGAGGUUUUAUCAAGAGCCUCUUGUCAUUGGGUUUCUGGAGUCCUCUUUCCAACAUUAGUUUUGCCUGCUAUCUGACACAUCCUGUCUUCAUGAUCCUCUACAAUGGCUUGCAAGAAACCCCAAUCCACUACACAGACAUCAGCUUCAUGUACCUGUUCUUUGGCAACCUGUUGCUCACGCUGGGGGUCAGCUGUGUGCUUACUGUGCUGGUUGAGAAGCCAUACGUCCUCCUAAAGUGGAGCAGUACAUAACAAGACACACAGUCAGAACGUUUUUAUAGUGAUUGCUGAAGUUAAUGGUUCUUUAGUUUUAAUGUGAAAUCAUAACGACAGAAAUAAAACUGGUAAAAAUAUCUAACUGAUCUAACUGCUAGUGAA
This is a messenger RNA of Sebastes umbrosus (honeycomb rockfish), 2022 nucleotides long. RefSeq names its product O-acyltransferase like (gene oacyl). NCBI's taxonomy places the organism in Eukaryota, Metazoa, Chordata, Actinopteri, Perciformes, Sebastidae. Gene Ontology annotation, molecular function: acyltransferase activity, transferring groups other than amino-acyl groups. The coding region runs from base 16 to 1896 and encodes 626 amino acids. The record is from RefSeq and is a predicted model, not a curated record. The transcript has 15 exons.